UCUCAUCGGUUCCCCCACAUCCUCAUUAUUCAUUUAGCCUUCCCCGCCCUCCUCUCCCCUCCAUUACAUCCACCUUUCUUCCCCAGCCGCCUUGACGAGUACCCAUCUAGCCAUCAAUCAAUUUCUCCACGCACCUUUGUCCCAACAUCAUGCAUCUCCUCUCCGUCAGAUACUUUCCAGAAGCCCCUCUUUCACCCACCCCGUGGGGAAGGUGUACCAGGGGACCACUUAUUUUAAUUCCACUAUUAUUUCUUCCCCUAAAAAUGAAUGUUGUCCACUUGCCUGGAUUUUGUGUGGUGGCAUUCCUGGAGGUACAGCAGUAAAAGGGGUCAGUAGUGCAUGCUGUAUUAGUCUCCAUAAAAAUCAAGUUUAGGAAAUCCCUCUGUAGACCUGCCAAGAGGCAAGGCCAGGGACUUUCCAAUGAUCCAGUUCAAUUAACAAGGUUUUUUAUCCACUUCAUCACGAGCUGCCUGAGCCUUUUUGGGCACUGAAGACCGUGCAUAGUUGGGGGAUAUCUGCUAAAUGUUGAGAUGGAGAGAAAAAAAAAGGCUAACCUCCCCCAUCGGGGUGUUCGCUCUGACCACCAGACUAUGAAACUUUAAUAGGGUCUAAUUUUCAAACCCCCUUAUAAUUUAUUACAGUGGCGUCUGAAUCGAGUCAUCGAAAAGAGUCCAAGAGAAGAGAACAUGUGCAGGGCGUUAGUACUGUGAGAGUUCAAUACAGCGGUGAUAGUUUCCAGAUAGCACAAUUAACGUGGAUAGUACUUUCUGUGUCCGUCACUCACUUAGAGGAGAAGUGCGACACUGUAGCAUAAUAUUUACACCUAUGGUGUGUCCUGGAUGCCAAAGCUUUAUUUCCCAAAAGGUCAGGAGUCCAGGUCAAAGUCCAAAGGCUGCUCAAUACUUUCUGUUGUCACUGCCAUUACUCAGACCUAAAGCUAUUUAAAGACCAAACGAGUCUAAAUGUUUACUGCAUGUCUACAGUUUAUGUGGUGAAGGUUCAGUUCACACGAAAUUGAAUUACAUCUGUGGAGUUCAGAACGCUGAUGUAUAUUUGAAAAUAAUCCGUUUUUUCAAAUCACUUUUUUUAAUCCAAUCAGCUUUUAAACAUCUAAAGAGAAUCUGUUUAAUGUCACGGUAGACUGAGAAAUGAGAUGCAUUGGUCGGAAUCGGCCGAUUUCCACACUCGCAGCCACAAGCUGAGGUUACUUUAGUGUGGAAGUACCUCACUGUGAGCAAAAGCCACAGACUCACCAAAGUAAACCGUCUGUAGCAACAAACCUAAUCAGACUCUUAAAGGUGGUUGUUUUCAAAAAGCUAACAAACCAGCAGCCUCGGUAUGAGCAAAGGAUCAAGGCAGGUUUGGGGAAAAUGAUGGAGAUAAUUGAAAGAGAGAACAGAGUCUGAGGUCCUGCUAUCUGGUGAAUUUAUACAUUUACUGGAAAACGAUGUAAGUAACAUCUGAUAUUUGUCUGUUGCCCCUACUUUUGUUUGUAUGGUAAAAUAUGUCAGGUAAAGUUUUGUGUACUAGCGAGUCAUUUUUCGUUAAUUAUUUGUACCGUUUCGCAACAGCACAGCACUUUGAGUUGUUUGACUGAGAGAAAUUGCUCUAACUUCCUGCAGUUUGGGGGAAGUCGUAAACAUUAACAAUUUAUCUUGUUUUGCAUCAAAAAACAUUUCUAUUACAGUGUUUCUUAAAGUCAGUUUAAAGAAAUGUCUAUCUUAAAACCAGAAUAUAAACAACACUUCUUGAUUAGAUAGCAGAGAAGUUUGUAAUUUGGGUCAGCUGACCUGAUAAGGAUCAGCUAUGGCUAUGUCGUGUGCUGAAAGGGCUCAAGUGGCCUGGCCCACAUUUGACCAGGCUCUACUCAUGAAGGAUAUUAAAAAAAAUAAAACGCAGCUGGCCAUCCAGAGUGUCUCAUCUGUUGUGCAACACUUAGCAAGAACUCAACCCUCCCUAUCCUGCCGGCCCUUUCCAGGCUGAGUCAGACAGCAAACAACGGUUUCAAAGGGUCUGAAAAUUGUCCUUUUUCUUUAGUUCUUGGACAGCAAGUCUGUGGAUUAUUUAAAACAUCAGGACAAUGUUUUACUUUUGGUGGGGGUAAAGAUACAAGGCGGUUUUAUUUUUAAACCUGUAAAAGUACAACAAAUGCCAAAUUUCCUUCUUUUGUAUUUGGGUUUUGACCUUAUCAGUAUUCUACAGAUAAAACGACUCGUCCACGUAACUAAAUAUAUCACAAGAAAGUAAGCGAGAUUUCUUUAUUUGUUUUUGAGUAAAGCGUUACUGACAGAGGACACUUGGAUUUAUUGACAGAGACAAAAGAAAACAGUGAAAUCAAGGAGCAGCAUACGCUGUGUACCAGCUCUUUAAUCCAGUAUUGAAAUUAAAAAUUGUAUCACAUGAAUUUUACAAAUUAUUAUUAUUAUUUUUUAAAUUUGUAUACUAGCAGGUUAGACUCAGACAGAUGUAGUCAUGACUCAUGUGACAUUACGUGUUGAGAAGAAGCAGCAUAUUAAAGGGGAUAUGAAAAGCAGUAACCUGAAGAUAGUCUGAGUUUUAAAUGCAACUAUUUUUUAUUUUAGUGUCUGUUUGAGUAUAUUAAAUUCUGUUCUAUAGCUGAAGGAUAGUACUUUUAUUUUAUUCUGUUUUAGUUUAUUUUAUUGUGUGUGUGUGUGUGUGUGUGUGUGUGUGUGUGUGUGUGUGUGUGUGUGUGUGUUAUCUUUCUCUGACCUUUAUUUUGGUGACACUGUGAUUUCCAUCCAAGGUUAGAUGUGCAGUUGACUAACAGUCUUUGGGAAGAUCUUUUGGUAGACUGUCAAAAAAAUGGAAUUUGAAUAGAAUUCAUAAAUGUAUUUGUACAUCUAGAUUCAGUUCUACAACAUGCAGGUAGACCGUACUGACAAAAAUAUUGCACUCUUACCUUUUACAAACAUUUGUCAAAUAAAUUGUUGUUCUAAAGCGCUCACUGAAUUUGCCACUUGCGCAACAAGUCAGUUUGUGGAAAUUCUUCUUUUCCAGAUAUUCCACGUAACAGCUGUUACUGCAGAGUGGAAGUAUGUGAAAGUGUCUUUUUGUUUCUUAAGUCUAUUUUUCGAGGUUUUGCUAUUCUGUCAUUUUUCUCUUCUCUUUAUUUUCUUUCUAUUUCCCCUAACCACCAACUGAUGGUGGCAGGUGGCUUCCCCUCUCAGGGCCUGGUUCUACAGGAUGUGUCUUCCUGUUAAAAGGUGUUCCUGUUUUUCCUCACCACUGUUGCAAAGUGCUUGCUCAUAGGAGAGACAUUGAUUGUUGCCAUUUUUCUCCAGAAUUGCAGGGUUUUUACCUUACAGUAGAAAUACCUUGAUGGGAGUACUGUUCUGAUUUCGUGCUACAUAAAUAAACCUUAACUGAACUGGAUUUAAUUCUUAGUCUCUUCAGGUUUUUUUAUUCAUUUGCUUUUCAUUUGCUGCACAGCCCACCAUAGAAACAUAUUAGUGAUCAGCCUGGUGUUGAGGUUGGUUGAAGUUUUCCACAUGAUGGCCCAUUGGAGACAGCUGAUAUAAGCUUUUGGGAAAAAACUUCUUAUCAUCCCUGUGCUAAUGUAUUUAUAUUAGCCUAAACAUAGCUAUGUAGCUAGCCACCAUGUGGCACAUCAUUAUAUGUAAGCUGGCCCAGCUUGACUAACCCUUUAAAUGUCACAGCUAAUGUGUUUUCUGUUUAGUAUUUUAGACAUACUUUGGUCAGAACAUGGUAUCUCAUCUUUAGGUAGAAACCAGUGAGAUAGCUUCCUGUUAACAUCCAACUCGACUGAACCCUUGAAUGUAAACUUUACUGUAAUAUCUGGGAGAACAGCCGCAGUGAUCAUUUUAUUACGGCUGAAAAGAUCUUUCUCUCUGAGUGAUGGCUCAGAGUUUGAUUGAUUUGGAGAACUGAAGCAGCAUUGGACUGGGAAAUGGCUAAUGCCAUCAGAUUUAACAAAGGGAUAGAUCAAUGCCUGCCAUAGUUCAAAGUAAGGGAUAAAUUAAAAUAAUUUGAAGUUGAUCAAAGCAAGCUAAAAUCUACUAGAUGGAUAGAUUCAUUUGUUUUCUUGGCAAAAAUGUGAAAAAAGACAACAAAAAGAUAUUAGCUGUCAAUUUUUUUUGUAAAGAAAAGUAUGAGCUUGAAACUUGUUUUUGGUUCAUCCCUAGUUAAGAAGGAAUUUAUUUUAAUGAUUUUGUUUAAAGAAAAUGAGUUUUCUUAAGAUUGUGAAAACCCUGAUUCUCACUUUGGUAAUUAUAACCAAAGUAAAGCUGCCAGCUGGCCAUUCAGAAAGAGAGUAACAGAGUGGAAAUUAGAAUAGGGAUGAACAGAACCCCUGUCUUUAGGUUACUAGUCUUCUUGGAUUUACAUGUUCAACUAUUCACUGCAAUCAGAUGGUAAACAACAGCCCAAGAAUGAAAUGACAGGUUGUUGAAGUGGAGUGCCGCUGAACAGAAGUGAGGAACUGAUUAUGACAAGGACGAAUUCAUUCAUGAAUUGACUGACUGUUUUUUUUAAAGGUGAGCUCAUAGAAGAUCCUGAGCAUCAUUGCUGUAAGAGCCAAACCACAGUGGCAGAAAAAGUGCUGUGCAGUUUAUGGAAAGAUAGCAAUAAAGAAAGAAAACAAUCGAAAAUGGCAAAUUUUAAUUAAAAUGCAGUUUUAAAAAGCUGCAGGGGAGAUGCUUAAGUUAGGAUUGCCUUUUAUUAAUCAUGCAUUAGUUUGGCUAUGAUACCAGAAAUGCAAAUGAUGGACUACAUUGUGCUGGAUACUUUACUGAUGGUAUUUUCAAACUUGAUGUCAAAAGGAGGGCUUUAUGGAUGAAGGUCCAUGAUUGAGGAGAUCAUAAGGAGAUUGUGUCUGCAUUUUCAAUGAUGACUUCAAUAGAAAAUAAAUUAAAAAAGGAGAAAAAAAACAUUAAAAACUGAGGUGGAUUUGCCUUGUGUGACUCAGUUGUUAUGAAGAACAUCCAUGAUGGUCUCAGUUCUCAUAUUUUAAACACUGUUGGAGAUUUUUGGGAGCAGACAUGUGCUCUUAUGAACUAGAGUUUAAUGACUAGUGAGUUUGUCCUACACCUAAAACAUAGUGAGCAUGGCAAAGCUACAUUGUUUGUUUAGUGGGUGUGGUUUUUGACUCCACCUCAAAUAUAAAAUAAGGUACUAACUGUCAAACUGGUUAUAUUUAGUUAUGUUCCCAUAGAGUGCGUUGCUCUAAGCUGUUCUACAGAGCUCAGGUUAAAUCAACUAAAAUGAGCCUGGAUUGGAUGUUGAAUAGACAAUAGACAUUAAUAGACCAUUCUCCAGGAAAAUUGAAAACAUGAGUCAGUUGUGGGCAUCGCUGUAAAGAGAAGUCAUAGCUGCCGGACACGUUAUUUCCUCAACAACAUAUCUUUUAUGAUUUUAAUUUUUUUCUAACAGCUGUUACUUCAGCAAUUAGAUUUUAACCCUGCUCUAAGCUGCAUCGGGGGGCUUCAGACAUUCCCCUGACUCCACCAGGAGGCUAGCUCCAACCUGUCUGCCAGCUCAGAUAACCCUCUGAUUGUUGACAACCACAUGUUUGCGGUUUCUGUAUGUGACCGCCGCCGCCGCCCAUUCUCGAGCAGCAGCAACAGCCUCCUGCGACCCCAGCCUGCAUCAUGCAGUGGAGACGGCGGCACUGCUGUCCCAUCAAGAUGACCUGGACCGUCAAGCGCUCCCUCUUUCGGACCCACGUGGCCGGUCUCGUCUCGCUGGCCCUGCUCUUCGCUGUUUUCUUAUUUUUCAGCCACCAAGACUGGCUGCCAGGGCACAGCGGGCCUCGCGAAAACCCGCUUGCCUACACUGUCAGGGGCCUCCGCAGCCCCAAGGGAGAGGCGAACCAGACCAACUCCCUGAGGGGCCUUUGGAGGGAAACAGGGAAUGUAGCACCAAAACCUCUCCUUAACCUCAGCUCUCAGCAGGCGGAGGGGGCAGCAGGAGAGGCAGCUGGCGUGGGGGGAGGAGGAGCCAGAAUGGGUGUAAUGGGGCUCGGGGACUCGAUGAGUACUAACAACACACUAGAGAAGGAGAUGGGUGUUGGCGGGAGGCUUAGCGCCCAGCCCUAUCGAUACAUCCUGAACGAGCCCUUCAAGUGCAGAGACAGCACACCCUUUCUCAUCCUGCUCAUAGCCGCAGAGCCAGGACAGGCCGAUGCCCGCAAUGCAAUCCGCCAGACGUGGGGAAAUGAGAGUGUGGCGAUGGGCCUGGGAUUUGUCCGUCUUUUCCUGCUCGGCACAGGAAAGAGCUCGGACACCCUCCUUCAGAGCAGAAUCGAGGAAGAGAGCCGCGUUUACCACGAUAUCAUUCAACAGGACUAUCAGGACACUUACUACAACCUGACCAUCAAAACUCUGAUGGGCAUGAACUGGGUAGCUACCUACUGCCCACAUGCUUCCUACGUGAUGAAGACAGAUAGUGACAUGUUUGUCAAUACAGAGUAUCUCAUCCAGAAGCUGCUGAAACCUGAGAUGCCUCCGAGGCAGAGGUAUUUCACUGGCUACCUGAUGAGGGGCUAUGCACCAAACCGAAACAAAGACAGCAAGUGGUACAUGCCACCAGAGGUGUAUCCAAGCGAGCGCUACCCGAUAUUCUGCUCAGGCACGGGGUACGUGUUCUCAGGGGACAUGGCCGAGCUGAUCUACCAGGCCUCGCUCAGCAUACGCAGGCUGCACCUGGAGGAUGUUUACGUGGGAAUCUGCCUGGCGAAGCUGCGCAUCGAACCAGCACCCCCUCCCAACGAGUUCCUUUUCAACCACUGGCGUGUGUCUUACUCCAGUUGUAAGUACAGCCACCUUAUCACAUCACAUCAGUUCCAACCCAAUGAACUCAUCAAGUACUGGAACCACUUGCAAAGCAACAAGCACAACGCAUGUAUCAACAUGACCAAGGAAAAGAGCGGCAGGCACAGACACCGGAAGUUCCACGGAGAGAGGCCUCCGUGAUGGAUCCUGCGAUUACACCCCACCUCAAAAAAAAAAAAGAAAGGUGGGAAGGAUAGAAGAGCUCAGUGUAACUACAGAUGGUGAAGGGCAUGUUGAACUCUCAGCACUAUACCUUAUAGGGAUAAGCACAUUGUUUUUGGUAUUGUGUACAGUUGAUUCAAACUAUUUUUUUAAUCAAAAAAUGAAAAAGAUAUGUAUUGUAAAUCUAUUGAGCUAUUUCCAAAAGGAAGAAUAGAGGACAUUUCUGUGUGAAAUGGAGCGUGCUAAAAAAAAAAAAAAAAAAGCUGCAGCUCAAGAGUGGUGUUUAUGAUAAUUCAGGUGCCAACGGAAAGGUGGUAAUUUAUGCUCUUCUCUAAAGGGUAGUACAGUAUGUCACACUCUACGAAUACACAAAAAAAACAAAAGAAAAAAAAAGAAAAACAUUAAGACACAAGUGUGUUUACAAAGACAAAGGGAAAUGUACAUGUACUAUGUCAAAAAGUUAUACUACCUAAAUAUGAAUGAAUGAUAUGAACCUUUGACGUUGACCAGUUAUGCUGCCCUGUUUCUCAGUGUUUACUUUCCAGAUCUAUCAAUGAAUAACACCCUAAAGAGAAGGUUUAUCUGUCAUAUACUGUAUUUUAUUUAAAACGAUCGACAUGAACGCACCCAGAAUCACAUCAGAGAUGACUGAGAUUGUAUUUUUUAAAGCUUUACAUUGACGAUGACUCUGCACUUCAGCAAAUGUGCAAUGAAUCAGUUAACGAUUAAACGUUCCAAAAUCACUCUGUG
This is a messenger RNA of Oreochromis aureus, 7721 nucleotides long. It is a transcript of the gene b3galt2, whose product is annotated as UDP-Gal:betaGlcNAc beta 1,3-galactosyltransferase, polypeptide 2. Lineage: Eukaryota; Metazoa; Chordata; Actinopteri; Cichliformes; Cichlidae. Gene Ontology annotation, cellular component: membrane. The record is from RefSeq and is a predicted model, not a curated record. Bases 5628 to 6950 code for a protein of 440 amino acids. The transcript is spliced from 2 exons. Gene Ontology annotation, molecular function: N-acetyl-beta-D-glucosaminide beta-(1,3)-galactosyltransferase activity.